This is a messenger RNA of Haliotis rufescens (red abalone), 834 nucleotides long. RefSeq names its product UPF0545 protein C22orf39 homolog. The record is from RefSeq and is a predicted model, not a curated record. The coding region runs from base 37 to 492 and encodes 151 amino acids. Lineage: Eukaryota; Metazoa; Mollusca; Gastropoda; Lepetellida; Haliotidae. The transcript has 4 exons.
UCGGUUGCGUUUCAAUACACAACUUUGUUAAACAAAAUGUCAGCUCCCAAGGAAGGCACGGAUUUCUGGGAUAAACCGUUGCCAAAAGAUAUAUGGCUGCUGAGACCUUGUGAACUCUACAAAGAAGAAUAUUCCGACUGUGAAAGUCUAGGGGGACGAUUCCACCAGUACUACAUACACGGCAAGAAGCAGGACUGUCAAAGAUGGAAGCAGGACUAUGAGAACUGUAUGGCGUUUCGGCGGUCUCCAUCGGAAGAAGUUGUGGAGAAGAUUCUGCAGCAUGAGCGCGAGAGGCGGGAGGAGAGACUGUCGGACGCCCGUGGCAAUGAUGUGUGGGAAUACAGGAAGGAGGCGCCGCAGGAUUGGAACUCUCCAGUCAUCAGGACUCCACAGCCUGGCCAGACCACCAUUCUAGGGAAAAUACAAGAAACAAAGACAUCACAAGGAACAUUAUCACAAGCUGAGAAACAGAGCAUGUGUGUUGUGUCCUGACGCUGGAGCAGAAAUUAGUCAGUUACCAUUGCAGCCCUCCCAGUUAUGGUAACCAUGGCAACCCUCACAGUAAUGAUUAACAUGGUAACCGGAGCCAGAUAGUUACCAUUUCAACAUGAAGAUUGUUGUCAUGACUACAGCUGUUGGCUAUUAAAGCUCAUACAGGUAACCAUAGCAAAUGAUGGUGGAGAUGGAACCAUAACCAUGGUAACCAAGAUAAACAAUAUUACAUUAUAUGUUUCUUGAUGGAUGUGAGUGAAGAUGUAGCACGUGAUUAGGAUGUGUGUGUUGUGUGGCCUUAACCCAGGAAAAUAUUCAAUAAAACAUUUGUAUUAUCACGGA